CAAAAGAGUUCAUUAUUACUCCAUUAUUACUAUCUGCAGUAGAGCAGCUGGCUGGCCGUAUACGCGUAUACUACGAAAUUGUCCCCCAACCCAACACUUCAAAAUGUAGUACUAAAUCAGGUCUUUAAACCUCACACCUCCAAAAUUCAUUAAAACAAACUCUUCAGCCUCCACAACUUCAUCUUCCUUAUAACUCAAAGGUUAUAUAAUAUACACUUGUCCAAACCCCACACACAUACAUUCCAAAAAAAGAAAUGAAAAGGUGAGGAAUAAAUAAAAAACCCUCUCGCAAUAAGAUGAAGAAAGAACAAACACUCCUCUUUGUUACUUUGUUUCUAACCACACUCUCCCAAUGCAGUACCUCCCAGUCCCACGAAGCGUCAAAUAAUGAAUCCCUCAUAACCAUAGAUGAUCCAUCUCUUGUCUUCGAAAAUAACCGUAUCAGAAACGCUUACAUAGCAUUUCAAGCUUGGAAACAAGCCAUUCUCUCUGAUCCACAAAACUUCACUACUAAUUGGGUCGGGUCCAAUGUAUGCAGCUACACCGGGGUUUACUGUGCACAAGCACUAGACAACCCCAAUAUACGCACGGUAGCCGGUAUUGAUCUCAACCACGCCGACAUUGCCGGUUAUUUACCGGAUGAACUUGGCCUAUUGGUAGAUCUAGCACUUUUCCACAUAAACUCCAACAGAUUCUGUGGCACUGUACCACACAGUUUCAACAAGUUGAAACUUCUAUUCGAAUUGGAUCUAAGUAACAACAGAUUCGCGGGGAAGUUUCCAGAAGUUGUACUACGACUUCCCGUUCUCAAAUUUUUGGAUAUAAGGUUCAACGAAUUCGAAGGUUCGGUUCCUAAAGAGUUGUUUGAUAAAGACCUAGACGCUAUUUUCGUAAACGACAAUCGUUUUGCAUUUGAACUUCCUGAAAACUUUGGAAACUCCCCUGUCUCCGUCGUCGUUUUGGCAAAUAAUAAAUUCCAAGGGUGUAUUCCUUCGAGUUUGGGAAACAUGUCUAAUUUGAACGAAAUUAAUUUCAUGAACAAUGCGUUUAGGUCAUGUUUGCCUUCUGAGAUUGGGAUGCUGAAGAAUCUAACGGUUUUCGAUGUGAGUUUCAAUCAAUUGGUGGGUCCAUUACCAGAUGCUAUUGGAGGUGCAGUGAGUUUGGAGCAGCUUAAUGUAGCGGAUAAUUCCUUCUCUGGUAAAAUUCCGGCGAGUAUUUGUAUGUUGCCUAAUCUUAAGAACUUUACGUUUUCGGAUAAUUUCUUUACUGGUGAACCUCCGGCGUGUUUUGGUGUUCCGGCAAUUGAUGAUAAGGGAAAUUGUCUGCCGUCGAGGCCGUUUCAGAAGCCUCCGGGGCAAUGUCAGACAUUUUUGUCUAAGCCGCUGGAUUGUAAGUCGUUUAGGUGUAAACCAUUUGUUCCUUCUUUUGCUUCGCCACCGUCGGUGGUGACACCUUCAUCUCCGCCGUCGCCGGCAAGAUCACCUUUCUCUCCACCACCGACAAUAGUGUCGCCUAUCUCCCCACAACCGUCGGUAGCGCCACCUAUCUCUCAAUCACCGCCGGUAGUUUCACCUUCCUCUCCACCACAGCCAAUAGUGUCACCUAUCUCUCCGCCACAUCCGGUAGUUUCACCUUCCUCUCCAUCACCGCCGGUAGUUUCACAUAAAUCUCCACCACCUCGAAUAGUGUCACCUAUCUCUCCACCAUCGCCGGUAGUGGCACCUUCCUCUCCGCCACGAAUGCACUCUGCUCCGCCUGUGUAUUCACCACCACCACCACCUUCUUCAUCUACAUCUCCAAAACCACCGGUGAUAUCUCCACCGUCAUCUACUCCAAUGCCGCCGUCUCCCCCACUAAAUUCACCUCCACCGUCUGCUCCUUAUAAUGGCCAUUCGCCACCUCCAACUCAUUCUCCUCUAUCGCCCCCUCCUUCACCUGUUCAUUCAACACCACCAUCUCAAUCUCCAUCACCUUCUAUUGAAUCUCCUCCGCCACCGUCACCACCACCUUGUGAAGAGCAUUCACCUCCGCAUCCACCACCAUCUUCUUCUUCCACACCACCACCAGUAAAUGUUUCUCCACCUCCUUCCCCUGUUCAUUAUAGCUCUCCGCCGCCGCCAGCAUUACGGCCUCCUCCUCCACCAUCAUCCCCUGCAUAUGAAGGUCCUUUGCCACCCAUAUUUGGACUGCCAUACGCAUCACCUCCACCACCGCCUUUCUAUUGAUUCAUUUGAUAUCUUAUCUUCUCUUACCGUUUCCCAUUACAAACAACAACACUAGUCAGUUAUCCACGCUUUUGUUAUUUUGGUUGAGAUCGUACUCGAUUUUGCUUUGCGAUUCUCGUCGCUUAUGGUGGAAAAUUACUUAACAAGAGUUUGUGCGAGGCAUUGUAUGUUCUUGUUCUGUGUUGAUGUCUUAUGUCGUCAAAAGAAACAGUGAACACGUUGCAGAAAUAUAUAUAUAUAUAUAUAUAUAUAUAUAUAUAUAUAUGUAAGGGGUGAAAGCCUCUCUGUAUUGAUUUUAAUUGUUAUGAAUAUUUAGUUGUAAAAUGAAAAGUGGUCAAGGAUGAGUAGAUUGUGGAGAAGAAAAUGUAUGUAUGGGGAUGAAUUAGAAUUUUGAGACCACAAUUCAUGGCCACAAAAAUUUUUGCUUUCCAAUUUAUAUUAUUAUUAUUAAUGUAGUUAAUGGUUUAUGAACAUUUCCCUUCUAUUGAUUUUGUGAAAUGAGAUUUGGGAUACAACUCAUUUCCCUUGUUAGCCUCUCA
Cicer arietinum (chickpea) is the source of this 2764-nucleotide messenger RNA. RefSeq names its product leucine-rich repeat extensin-like protein 4. Gene Ontology annotation, molecular function: protein binding. The record is from RefSeq and is a predicted model, not a curated record. NCBI's taxonomy places the organism in Eukaryota, Viridiplantae, Streptophyta, Magnoliopsida, Fabales, Fabaceae.